Molecule: messenger RNA, 3770 nt
Organism: Colossoma macropomum (tambaqui)
Lineage: Eukaryota; Metazoa; Chordata; Actinopteri; Characiformes; Serrasalmidae
Gene: efcab14
Product: EF-hand calcium binding domain 14
Exons: 8
Coding region: 688-1743 (351 amino acids)
Source: RefSeq, a predicted model, not a curated record
GCAGCUUCUUCUGCGGCAGAAACCAAACGUUCCUGGAGAGGAAGCGGUGUAGCAGGAGCCGAUUCGCUAAGCUAACCGUUUACAUUUAAACGAAUUUAAUCUGUCGUCGACAACAAGGACGGCUGUGGAGAGUCUGGAGUGAACUUAACUAAAAUCUGAUCGCUACUGAAACCUCCGGUGGCAGAAAUCAUUGGGAAAUGCGCUGUUUUCAUGACGGGGUGGUACAGGCAGCCCUGUAGCUAAACCAGCUAACCUAGCUGGAUUAUAGCCACUGGAGCUGGUUGUGUUGUGGGAAUUUGACCGAAUAAAUCGACCGUUUUGUUUGUUUUCAGCACCUAGAUGUGAAUGAGGUUCGUAAAUGUUGACAUGACUAAUCAACGUGGACUGAGGUUCGGGUUGUGUUGAUAAUCUGACCGAAUUAGAUCUGAUUAGAUCACCCUUAACUCUUAACCGGACUGUCAACACACAGAAGUGACAGACAGACAGACAGCAAGGUGGCUGUCUGUCGGUGUAGUAGGAAGGAGUAACGUUAAAUACUCGAACACAGCGCGGCUCUAUUUCGGCUCUGACAACAACAGACAGCCACCCGCCCGCUGCCUCUCAGUCAGUCACACCAAACUGGAUAAAACGUUGGAUCUGGUCGGGCUUAAACCGGGGUCGGCCGGAGCGCUGACCCCUCAGAAGAAGAUGAAGAAGCGCAAAGAGCUGAACGCUUUGAUAGGACUGGGCGACAGCAAGAGGAAGAAGACAAAGAAGGGCUCCGGACACCGGCUGCUGCGGACCGAACCGCCCGGAUCCGAGUCCGAGUCCAGCUCGGAGGACGACGAGUUCACCAACCUCAGCAGUGCUGGAGUUUUCAGAAAAAGUUACACCCAGUGCUGCAGCAUCUGCUACCCCUUAUGUGUGUUUAUCAUUUUGGCUGCUUGUGUCAUGGCCUGUGCUGGACUGAUAUGGAUGCAGAUAGCACUUAAAGAAGAUUUGGACUCCUUGAAAGAAAAGCUUCGCACCAUGGAAUCGAGUCAGAAGGCUUCUUCACAUGAAAUACCGAAGCUUGGUGAGGAGCUGAAGGCCAAACAGCGGAUGUUGGAGGACAUGGAGAAUGGAGACAGGGGUUUGAAUAAAUUGUGGUCCAAUCUUACGGAAAUCAACAGGAAGAUAAGUACACUGGACUCUGCUGUUAACCACCUGAAGGCAAACAUUAAAUCAGCAUCAGAUUUGAUUAGUCUGCCAACAACAGUGGAAGAGCUCCAGAAGAGUGUAGCUACAAUUGGAAGCACACUUACUAGUGUUCAACAUGAUGUGAAGAUGAUUCAGACUUUUAUAGAGGACCAGAAGAAAGGAGAGGACAAACAGAAGACUCUAACGGACUCUCCAUUGGCCGUGGACCAUGAUGAAAGUAGCAGAAACCUCAAUGAGGGGACAGAAACCAGUGGCAAUUCUGGUCCCACACAACCUUCAGGUUCGCACCCCACCCGACACCCGCGGUUUCUGACUAAGAGCCGUGCCAAGAGAGAGAACUCACCCAUACGACAGCGACUAACUUUUCCAGGGGUUAGCUCCGUCGAAGAUUUAGAGAAGCUUCUGCAAGCUCGACUGGGCUACAUCUCUGAAGGCGUGUCAUAUGAGGACUUGAGGAAGAUCUUUGGGCCGUCCACUCCGGACGCCCACCUUCUCCAGCCUUACGAUGUAGAUCGAGACCACAGGUAUACCUUGGAUGAGCUCCAGGCUGCUAUAGCUCUGUGAGCUGAGCCCGUGGCUUUUGUUAACGGAUCAAAAUCGAUUGACUUCCUGAUCGUGGAGCGGUCAUGAAGAACAUUAAGAUGAAGCAAGAACACUUGAGCCCUGAAUGAACAGCUGGACGACACGCUGCCUCGGUGGAUGCUGUUCAGCUGGUGGCUCCCAAUGACCGCUGCACUUUCUAAUUCGUUUAAAUCAGUGUUUGAGAGGUUAAUUGGCUGAUGGCAGACGGAUCCUCUUUGCAUGCCAGCAGCACAGGGUACGCGUCACCAGUUGAGCUGUUUACUUUGACGUUGUCUUUCGGCGACAGCAGAUUUGACGUAAGCGUUUACAGUGCUGUAAUUGACCUCAGAAGAAACAAUCUGAAGAUUCUUAAGCUAAAGGUGUGUGGGUUUGUUUUAGUACACGUGAAUGUGAUGGAAAUGAAUACUUACUCAGAAGUGAAUACUUAUAUUGCAGCUUCUUGCUGGCUGCUUUGAUGCCUAACCUUAAAAUAAAAGAAAAAUAACAACUAGAUUUAUUCUCACAAAAUGUCACACUUCCCACUUGUGAUUCUCUGAAUGUUUGUAGUCAUGUUUUUCUAUUUUUCUCUAAGUACACAAUCAUGCUGGAAGGCUGUCUAGAGUAGGAAUUGGUUGUUUGUUUUUUUUUGUCUUUUUACUCUCCCUUAUUUAUAUCCUAUUCUGUUAAAAUAUAUUUCCUUCUUAUCAUAAUCUGAAUUUACAAUUUGAAGGGCUAUGAAGACGAUAAGCUUUCUAAAUUAUUUACUAUAUAGUUCUUCAUUCUGCAAAUGUAGCAAUAACAUUUAUGGGCUGGUUUCCCCAGAUGCAGAUUAAAGGUGUAAACAAAGACAUUCAGAGUGUCCUGAUGUGAAAUGAUGGAAAAAUAGUGGUAAAUCUCAAUGGGAAUAUUUUGCCUCACAACACCCUGCAUGUAAUUUUCUACCAUGAAUGUAUUUAAAAUAAGCCAAAAUCUCAUCUCAAAACUAUCGAAAAACAGUGUCUCAGGCAUCAGGCAGUGUAUCGAUAACCGUUUAAUGUAGUAACGUUCCGUGAGGUAGCUUUUAAAGACUUCAGACGUCUGGUUCCCACUGCCGUGAACAAUUUUGACUCUGUAGAUUUCUCUUCAACAGCGCUUUUCACACCAAACCACUGAAUGACUUUGUUUACAUCGUAACCAUUUAAUUAUACAGAUAUCUUCAGAAAAAUCAUUGGCAUUCCCAUUUAAGCUCAAGCCUAGACUAGAUGGGAUUUUAAUUGAGAAACAGCAUUGGCAUUGCAAUUUCAUCUAAGUGUAAAUUCAAUCCAUGUCAGAGAAACUGGCCCCAAAGGCUUUUAUUUGGAACUGGUGUUUUACUCUGUGUUCUCCAAUAAUGUAUUCGGGACAAGAGGGAUGAUUCUACACAGCUUGUCCAUUUGUGGGGGAAGCAGGUCUAGACAGGUAGUGAAAAACACUGCUUUGGUUUGAGUCUAGUUUUUUUAUGAUAAUGUUUCACUUACUGUCCAGUCACAUUAAACUGUGUAGUAAUGUAAAUAUAUGAAACUCGUAUUAGCCUGAGUAUCAGCCUAAAGGCAGCAGCACUGCUUUUGUCCUGGCAAACUGAAAGUGCUUAAUUUUUCCUCUAAUGUUGUGACCAUUUUCAUCCAAUCAGUGUUUCUAAUCCAGACUACAGCAUGCAGAGGAGAGGAGCCAAGGCAGCACCAUUUAUGCUACUUUCUGUUUGGUUUUGGGUUCAGAAAAACAUAAAUACUACCUAUAACUGGCAUCACAGAAUGGCCAACAGCUCCCCAGCCAUGGCUUAUUAUUGUCUGACUGUUUGGGCAGGAGUAGUACGUCAUGUCAGCGGGCUGCUGCUCAGGCUAAUUUUUAACUGCUUUAUGUAUUAAUAAAGGUUGUUCCUCUGAAGGGGUGGGUCGGAGAACCUGAUGGUGUAAAAUACUCAGCAUUGUACAUUGUAAUGAAUUCAGGUUUGCUCUGCGUUUUGCUUUUGACAUAACAUGUAUAAAGACCUAAUUUAUCUGAACGAUCUGCUU